Molecule: messenger RNA, 2909 nt
Organism: Anopheles stephensi (Asian malaria mosquito)
Lineage: Eukaryota; Metazoa; Arthropoda; Insecta; Diptera; Culicidae
Gene: Snmp2
Product: sensory neuron membrane protein 2
Exons: 10
Coding region: 722-2455 (577 amino acids)
Cellular component (GO): cytoplasm; membrane
Molecular function (GO): scavenger receptor activity
Source: RefSeq, a predicted model, not a curated record
GACAGGCUACUGUGUUAGUCCUUCAAAAACAAUCAACUGAUUGAAUCGCGAAUGGCAUGCGAAUGGAUCACACUAGUCGCGCAAUUCACGUUGCGAGACUGCGUGGAGAUCAGUGAAAGGAUAUGUGACUGUGUGAGUGUCCUCGAUGGAAUUGCCACCGUGGAAACGAGGAAAUGUGCAAGCGAAUAAUUUAUCGGAGAGUUUCGAGUGCAUUUUCCGACUCAAACAAGGGUGACCAAGUCUGUCACUAGAGUGGUUCGCGACUGCUACUGACUCUUCGCGUGGCGUGGGGGUGCUCGACUGCAAAAACGGCCGUCAAGGUUUGAUUCGAAGAGUGAGCCGUAGCAGUAAUAACAAAAACAAAACAACUUGCCCUGCUUUUUGGGGUCCAGUUGAUCUACGAUGUUGAAACGAUUGCAAACCGAUGAAGUCCGACACCUGAUGUUGGCUGCCUGGAGAAGAGUGUCCGCUAGUGGUUGUGUGUCUUAGUGUCUAUGUGUGUGUGUUUAUACCGUGAAGUGACCGCGCUAAAUCAACAAAACGACGUCCGACAAGCUAACCGUGGUAGCCGGGGAGAUUAUAAGUGAUCAAGAGCGUGCGUGUGAUUCGGUGCUGGGAAGUACAGCAAGAGUUGCCGAUCGUGCUGUGUGUUGGUGUGUGUGUGGGGGUGCAGUGAACGGUGUCACGGUGCCAGGCGACGGCGGCGACGAUCCUCCGAAAGAUGGUGCAAUGCACUCUGAUCUGGGCCGGCAUCGGUGUGAUGAUGGCCGUAUCCGGCGCACUGCUCGGUUGGGUCGUUUUUCCUCGUGCCGUGCAUGAGAAAGUGAUAGAGGCUACAGAGCUACGGCAAGGCACGGAUCAAUACAAGCGAUGGGAAGCGUUACCACAGCCGUUAGACUUUAAGGUGUACAUAUUUAACGUCACCAAUCCGUACGAAGUUAUGCAAGGACGGCGGCCGAAGGUGGUCGAAGUUGGACCUUACGUUUAUUUCCAAUACCGUCAGAAGGAUAAUAUUCGGUUUAGUCGAGACCGUUCCAAGGUCCAUUACAGUCAGCAGCAGAUGUACGUCUUCGAUCCUGAGUCUUCGUAUCCGCUGACGGAAAACGAUGAUCUUACCGUGCUGAACAUGCACAUGAACAGCAUUUUACAAAUAAUCGAUAACCAAGCAAAGGAAACGAUCACCAAUUUUCGAUCGGACGUGAAUAACACACUCGAAAAAAUUCCCGUCGUUAGAGUCAUUAAACGGAUCAUCGAGCGCACCACGCCGAUCCAAUCCAUACUGCAAAUCGCCGAGGAUGAAACGUACGACAGUUUGCGGCUGAUCAAUGCGGAGCUGAACCGUAUCUUUGGCCGACCGGACACGAUGUUCCUGCGGACGACCCCGAAACAGUUCCUGUUCGACGGUGUACCGUUCUGCGUGAACGUGAUCGGCAUUGCGAAAGCGAUCUGUAAGGAGAUCGAGAAGCGUAACACCAAAACCAUUCGCACCAUGCCCGAUGGGAGUUUACGGUUUUCGUUCUUUAGCCAUAAAAACAUGACCGAUGAUGGAAUGUUUACGAUCAACACGGGCAUUAAGGAUCCAUCUCGCACGCAAAUGAUUGAACAGUGGAACGGACGAACGACGCUCGAGGUGUGGAACAAUCGGAGCAGCGGGUUGGCUUCUUCCUGUAACAAGAUCCGGGGUACGGAUGGCUCGGGCUAUCCACCGUUCCGAACCGGUGUCGAAAGGAUGACGAUCUUCAGCACAGAUAUCUGUCGCACGGUGGACAUUAAGCUGACCGGGCCAUCAUCGUACGAAGGCAUUCCGGCCCUGCGGUACGAGAUCGACCGUAACUUCCUGCACGAAAUUGGGCCCGAGUAUGGUAACGAGUGUUACUGCGUGAACAAGAUCCCGAAGUCGAUCGUUAAAAGCAACGGCUGUCUGUACAAGGGAGCACUGGAUCUAUCCAACUGUUUCGAUGCACCGGUGGUUCUGACGCUUCCUCAUAUGCUGGGUGUAGCCGAGGAAUAUACGGCACUGAUUGACGGCAUGGACCCUGAGCCGGAACGGCACCAGAUCUUCGUGGACGUGGAACCGUACACCGGGACACCCUUGACCGGUGGGAAAAGGGUACAGUUCAACAUGUUCCUGCGACGGAUCGACGCCAUCAAGCUGACCGACCGGUUGCAACCGACCCUCUUCCCAGUCAUCUGGAUCGACGAAGGUAUCGCGCUGAACGAGGACAUGGUGAAGCUGAUCGAUGACAGCCUGAUGAAGGUGCUCAGCCUGCUAGACAUUGUACAGUGGGCACUGAUCGCGGUCGGGCUCCUGCUGGCCAUCCUGAUGCCGAUCGUCUUCUUCGUCAAGCGGUGCCGUGGCAAUGACAGCCGAUCGGUUAGUCCAGCCGUAACGGCCACCACGAGUGCGGCCAGCCUAUCGAUGGCGACGGGCGUUACCCGGGAACGAAGCAAAUGACGCUCGCUGACGAUGCUAAGUCUGGACUGAUGAAAUGCUAGCGCCAACUAGCGAUCAAAACAUUUAGAAGGUGCCAAUGAGAAACGUGUGUUGUACGUGGGGUACUGUGGCACCACAGCCCUACUGCAGGAUGAAUGGGAACUGUGUAUGAAUGGUUACGCCAUGUGUGCGUAACGUUUGAAUGGGAAACAAAUCGCGCGCUUCCAUCCCAAACUGAGUCAGAAACCGAUGCCGUCCAUUUAUCGAACGGGUGUGUGUUUGUGUAUGAGGUUCUUAGGUAACGAUCAACAAGUUUUGAAAUAGCUACCGCCGUUUUUGCUUACGUUUUGCGUACGAUUGUAUUGUUUGUUUUUUUGUUUUCUUCAAAUGAAUGUGAUUUAUCGUAAGUACAUUUUAGUAAGCAAGACAAGGAAAAAGUAAAAACAUUUUUCAAUAUAACAAAUACAAGAAAUUA